AUGUGCAGUUUUCUUCUUGUUUACCUAACCUAUUUUUGGUUGCAAAUUGCGAAUGAAAGAUGGAUUGUGUCAACUCGUUGAAUAUCCAUUCGAACGUUCACCGUCCUAUUUAUACGAUACUUCCAUGUUUCCAAAUGCGAAUCAUCUUCAGCAUAUAAAAAUUUAUCCAAAAUGUCGUUAAAAACCUCCGAAAAUACACCCGAAAUCCUCUUGCCUCCUAUUGCCCCGUUCGUAAGCCAAAACUCUACAACACAGAGCACUACGUCGGCACCAACAUCACCUACCGAAGACCCAUGUUUGAAGCCGGCCACCGAGGGUCAUAUAUCAGACCACGAGCUGGAAAUGCUAAAAGAUCAUAUUCGUGUUCUAAGAGGCCUACAAACACCAGCAACACCGACCAAAAAACCUUCCUCGGCGGUUUGCAAAAAACCACGAAUAAUACCACGUUCCAAUCAAACCUCGAGGAUACGAAUUGAAGCGAAGAAAUGCUGGUUGAUGCGAAGAUGCGGCGAUUUCAUCAAGCCCGACGGCGACAAAGCGUUAACGCCGGAAAAGCAACGGUGUCUUUUGAACAAAGCCAAGCAUCUUACAGCCGAAGAAAUCUUCGUGGAACAACAACGCGCCGAAGCCGAUUACCUCAAGUAUUUGGCUAGCAGGGCUCGAACUGAUAAAGGAUUCAGAUCAAAUCGUGCUAGUGAGUUUCGUUUCAAGCACAUGCGAGGCGAACCGAUACUAUCUUCUUAUUACGAAGAUGCUUACGAUUACCAUGAAAAGCCACCGUUCUUCGUUGCUCAUAGGUAUAAACCAUUGCCGGUCUGGAAACUACCGAGGAUUGAUAAAGAUAAAGAAACGUGGUUCGUACCACAAAACGAUGACGGUGAUUUACCUCUGUAUGUGAUACCUAAAGAAGAACAGAAAAAGAAAGGUAAACGAAAACCGCUGAAGAGAAAACACGGGCAUAAACGAGUCCCACGACCUACCAAGUCCAAACUUGUGACUGUUGUGACCAAGAAGUCAGAUAAGUUACCAUAUGUUACGAGAAAGAACCGAGGACCUUCGAAACCUUUAACUAUGUGAAAUUGAAAAGUAAUAAAAUUAUUGAUUUUUGA
Messenger RNA from Planococcus citri (citrus mealybug), 1109 nucleotides. RefSeq lists its product as uncharacterized. The coding region runs from base 172 to 1077 and encodes 301 amino acids. Lineage: Eukaryota; Metazoa; Arthropoda; Insecta; Hemiptera; Pseudococcidae. The transcript has 2 exons. The record is from RefSeq and is a predicted model, not a curated record.